Condylura cristata (star-nosed mole) is the source of this 2471-nucleotide messenger RNA. RefSeq names its product phosphate regulating endopeptidase homolog, X-linked (gene PHEX). Gene Ontology annotation, cellular component: plasma membrane. The transcript has 22 exons. Bases 205 to 2454 code for a protein of 749 amino acids. Gene Ontology annotation, biological process: protein processing. Lineage: Eukaryota; Metazoa; Chordata; Mammalia; Eulipotyphla; Talpidae. The record is from RefSeq and is a predicted model, not a curated record. Gene Ontology annotation, molecular function: metalloendopeptidase activity.
AAUAUUUUGAGUAUCUUCUAUUUCACUUGUGAAGAAUUAUUUGAGAAAGGGUAGUAAGGGGACAUUAACAGAAGGGAAUUUGUUAAGCUGUUACUAGUAGAAAAGCGAGGGGACCUUGGAUGUCAACACCUAACAGACUCUUGAGACCAGUCCCCAAGCCCGGAAAAGUGCCUUUUUUCUUGCGUGGCCUCUACGUCCCUCCCGAUGGAAGCAGAAGCGGGGAACAGCAUGGAGACUGAAAAGACGGCAAGCCGGGGCACGCGCAUAGCCCUGGCUGUGUUCGUCGGGGGCACCCUGGUGCUGGGCACCGUUCUCUUUCUGGUGAGCCAAGGUUUCUUAAGUCUCCAAGCCAAACAGGAAUAUUGCCUGAAGCCAGAGUGCAUCGAAGCUGCUGCUGCCAUCUUGAGUAAAGUAAAUCUGUCUGUGAACCCUUGUGAUAAUUUCUUCCGAUUUGCUUGUGAUGGUUGGAUAGACAAUAAUCCAAUUCCUGAAGAUAUGCCAAGCUAUGGAGUUUAUCCUUGGCUGAGACACAAUGUCGACCUCAAGUUGAAGGCACUUUUGGAGAAAUCAAUCAGUAGAAGGCGGGACACUGAAGCCAUCCAGAAAGCCAAAGUCCUUUAUUCCUCUUGCAUGAAUGAGAAAGCGAUAGAAAAAGCAGACGCCAAGCCGCUGCUCCACAUUCUUCGGCAUUCACCCUUCCGCUGGCCUGUGCUGGAAUCUAACAUUGGCCCUGAAGGGGUUUGGUCAGAGAGAAAGUUCAGCCUUCUGCAGACACUCGCCACAUUUCGUGGUCAGUACAGCAAUUCUGUGUUCAUCCGUUUGUACGUGUCCCCUGAUGACAAGGUGUCCAAGGAACACAUCUUGAAGUUGGACCAAGCCACACUCUCCCUGGCUGUGAGGGAAGACUACCUUGAAAACAGCACGGAAGCCAAGUCCUAUCGGGAUGCCCUUUACAAGUUCAUGGUGGAUACUGCCGUGCUUUUGGGAGCGAACAGAUCCCGAGCAGAGCAUGACAUGAAGUCAGUGCUGAAACUGGAGAUUAAGGUGGCUGAGAUAAUGAUUCCACAUGAAAACCGAACCAGUGAGGCCAUGUACAACAAAAUGAACAUUUCUCAACUGAAUGCUAUGGUUCCCCAGUUUGACUGGCUGGGCUACAUUAAGAAGGUCAUCGAUGUCAGACUCUAUCCCAACCUGAAGGACCUCGACCUCUCGGAGAAUGUGGUGGUCCGUGUCCCACAGUACUUUAAGGACCUGUUUAGGAUAUUAGGUGCGGAGAGAAAGAAGACCAUUGCCAACUACUUGGUGUGGAGGAUGGUUUAUUCCAGAAUCCCAAACCUUAGCAGGCGCUUUCAAUAUAGGUGGCUGGAAUUCUCGCGGGUAAUCCAAGGGACCACAACUCUGUUGCCUCAGUGGGACAAAUGUGUGAACUUUAUCGAAAGCGCCCUCCCUUAUGUUGCUGGAAAAAUGUUUGUGGAUGUGCACUUCCAGGAAGAUAAGAAAGUGAUGAUGGAGGAACUGAUCGAGGGUGUUCGCUGGGCCUUUAUCGACAUGCUGGAGAAAGAAAAUGAAUGGAUGGAUGCAAGGACAAAAAAUAAAGCCAAAGAAAAGGCGAGAGCUGUUUUAGCAAAAGUUGGCUAUCCUGACUUUAUACUGAAUGAUACUCAUAUUAAUGAAGACCUUAAGGCAAUGAAGUUUUCCGAAUCCGACUACUUUGGCAACGUCCUGCAAACCCGCAAGUAUUUAGCGCAGUCGGAUUUCUUCUGGCUGAGAAAAGCUGUUCCUAAAACAGAGUGGUUUACAAACCCGACAACCGUCAACGCCUUCUACAGUGCCACCACCAACCAGAUCCGGUUUCCAGCAGGAGAGCUCCAGAAGCCUUUCUUUUGGGGAACAGAGUAUCCUCGAUCUCUGAGUUAUGGUGCUAUAGGAGUAAUUGUUGGACAUGAAUUUACACAUGGAUUUGACAAUAAUGGUAGGAAAUACGAUAAAAAUGGCAACCUGGAUCCGUGGUGGUCUGCUGACUCGGAGGAAAAGUUUAAAGAAAAAACGAAGUGCAUGGUUAACCAGUAUAGCAACUAUUACUGGAGGAAAGCUGGCUUAAAUGUGAAAGGGAAGAGGACCUUGGGAGAAAAUAUUGCCGAUAAUGGAGGACUACGGGAAGCUUUUAGGGCUUAUCGGAAGUGGGUGGAUGACAAGAGGCAGGGAGUUGAGGAGCUUCUCCUGCCAGGCAUCAAAUUCACCAACAACCAGCUCUUCUUCCUGAGCUACGCUCACGUGAGGUGCAAUUCCUACAGACCAGAAGCGGCCCGAGAACAAGUCCAAAUUGGUGCUCACAGCCCACCUCAGUUUAGGGUCAAUGGUGCAAUUAGCAACUUUGAAGAGUUCCAGAAAGCUUUCAACUGCCCGGCCAAUUCCACAAUGAACCGAGGCACGGACUCUUGUCGACUGUGGUAGCCAGACCACUGCUUUCU